This is a messenger RNA of Pseudozyma flocculosa PF-1, 2517 nucleotides long. RefSeq lists its product as uncharacterized. Gene Ontology annotation, molecular function: mRNA binding. The coding region runs from base 1 to 2517 and encodes 838 amino acids. Lineage: Eukaryota; Fungi; Basidiomycota; Ustilaginomycetes; Ustilaginales; Ustilaginaceae. The transcript has a single exon. Gene Ontology annotation, cellular component: cytosol. Gene Ontology annotation, biological process: mRNA splice site recognition. The record is from RefSeq and is a predicted model, not a curated record.
AUGUCGACCAGCGCCCCUAAUGGCGGUGUCUCGCUACCAAGGCAGUACCAGAGCGAUCCCAUCGCCGAUGCCGAGCUGCGCAACGGCACCAGCUUCGCCAUGCCCAGGGGCGUCUUCCCGGACGAUGGCGCGUCUCGCCUGGUCUCUCUGGACGCCAGCUCCCGGUUUCGACAGCAGGGUCACCUCGAACGAACAGCAUCGCCGCUGUCGCGAGGCUCCUUCUUCGGUCCCGGGAUGCUGAUGGACACGGCCAGAGCAGGCCAGGCUCCGGCGCCGCUGCAGCACUCUUCGUCGCCACCGCCGCCCAAGGGUGCCAUGCCCGGCGCGGACCGCAUCGCAGAAGGUCGGCCAAUGUAUCCCAAGGGGCCUCUCGACUUUGCGCCCUCGCCUUCGCCAGUGUCGAUUCUCCACGAGCGACCAAAGUCGUCGCUUUCGGAUGGCACUUUCGCCGCCAGUCGGGACUUCCACCAGGUCCCUGGCAGACCCGCCUUUGCCGCCGGUGGCGGCGGCGGUGGGUCCAAAGAGCCAGAGUUCAGCAUCUUCAUCGGCGACCUCAGUCCGGACCUGCGCGAGGAGGACUUGGUGACCCAGUUCCUCCAGCCUCCGCCGUGGCCGCCGCAGCAUCCCUUUGCCAUCGCACACGCGCACGCGCAGCGGAUGCAGGGCAUCCACCAACCGGGCGCCCGCGUGGGCCCGGCUCCGUUCCUCUCGACCAAGUCGGCCAAGAUCAUGACUGACCCCGUCACGGGAGCUUCGCGCGGCUACGGCUUUGUGCGCUUCACCCGCGAGGCCGACUGCAACCGGGCGCUGAUCGAGAUGCAGGGCGUGGUCAUCUCUCCGGCCAACGGCCUUUCGCCCGGCCGGCCGCUGCGGGUGAGCACUGCGACGCCAAAGAGCCGCAACUCGCCCAACUCGGUGGCGAGCGCCUCCGAUGCCCACCCGCACCCGCUCCAGAUGCCCAAGCCGCACCAUGCCGCCGCAGAGGAGUCGGCGGCCUACCUGCUGCAGCACGGCCUGUACGGCCGCAACAUUGCCUCGCCGCAGCCCAGGAUGCAUCCACCGCCACCGCCGCAGCAGCACAUGAUGCACUUUGCCUCGCCCCUGACGCCUAGCUCCCCGUUCGAGGCCGGCCUCAACGGGCAGCAGGGCCUAGCCGCCCUACACGCCCAGCUGCCGGGCUACGCAGGGGCCGGCAACGACAUGCUGGAUCGCACCGUCUCGCCUCCUUCGGGCCGCACCUUCACCCCGGCCAGCGCCGGCUCGGCUGCCGCCGCCGCCGCCGGUGGACCGCCCAAACCGAGCGCCAUGGACCCCAACAACACGACCGUGUUUGUGGGCGGCCUCUCGUCGCUCAUCUCGGAGGACACGCUGCGCCAGUUCUUUGAGCCGUACGGCGAGAUCACCUACGUCAAAAUCCCUCCCGGCAAGGGCUGCGGCUUCGUUCAGUUCGUCCACAAGGCUGAUGCAGAGCGUGCCAUCAACCUGAUGAACGGCUUCCCCGUCGGCAACGCUCGCAUCAGGCUGAGCUGGGGCCGGAGCCAGGGGGACAAGGCGGCGGCCGCGGCCGCUCAGGCCGUGCAGCAGGCGAGCCAGCUGGGUCACCUCGCCGGACUCGCCGGGCUCAGCGCCUUGACGCCUUCCCAGCUGGCGCAGCUGGCCGGCCUCGGCUCGGCCCUCAGCGCGGCUCAGGCCAGCGCCAACCGAUCCUCUAGCGGCCACUCGCACUUUGGCGGUGGCGACCACGCCGCCUUCUCGAACGACCCCCUGUCGACGCUGGCCCGACAGCUGGCCGCGGCCAAUGCGGGAGCUGCCAGCUCCAAUGGAUCGUCGGCUUACAGGCCCGCUCCGGUCCAGCAGCGUCCUCCGUCCCAGCCCUCGGCCCUGCAUCAUCACCAUCACCAGCAGACGCAGCAGCAGCAGCAGCAGCAGCAGCACCCACUCUCGCACCAGCAUCAGCACCAGAACCCGUACCCGCAGCAUCAGCAUCCGCAACAGCAGCCGCUCCACCAUGCGCCGCACCACCCCUUUCCCCCGCACCAGCCGUCGCACAUGGACGGCCCUGAUGGUUAUCGCCACCUGCAGCACACCUACGAGUCGCUGGCAUCCAUCAAUCCAUCGACUCUGCAGCAACUCCUGGCCGCCUCCAACGCGCCGGGCCUGUCGGACCACAUCGCUGGAAGGACGCAGCCCGCUCAGCCGCAGCACAUGUAUCCCGCCGCUGGCAACGGCGCCAGCGACGGUCAUGACCUCGCGCACGCAUUCGCAAGCCUGCACUUUGCCGAUGCCCCUCGAGGACCCCCGGUGUACAAGUCGAGGGAGGGCACUGGUCCCAACGACGGCGCCCACGGCACGGGCUACACGCGCGAUCCGUCCGCUUUCCUCUUCUCGCCGUUCAGCCCCGCUGAUUCGCCGGUCGUCGGCGGCAAGACCGAGCUGCCUCCCGACGGCAACGACGAUCACCUGCAGCGCACCGAUGCCCGACGCGAUGCCGACAGCGGCGGCGGCAUAGAAGCGUGA